Molecule: messenger RNA, 2333 nt
Organism: Ricinus communis (castor bean)
Lineage: Eukaryota; Viridiplantae; Streptophyta; Magnoliopsida; Malpighiales; Euphorbiaceae
Product: cyclic dof factor 2
Exons: 2
Coding region: 398-1891 (497 amino acids)
Biological process (GO): regulation of DNA-templated transcription
Molecular function (GO): DNA-binding transcription factor activity; DNA binding
Source: RefSeq, a predicted model, not a curated record
AAAGCUGACUAGGAUUGAAAGGAAAGGGUAGAGAAUCAAAAAAGAGAGAAAGAGCGCAAAAGAAAAAAAGAAAGAAAAAGGAGAGGAAAAGAAAAGAAAAUCUUUCCCUUCAAGGCCACAAACAAAACUUGUGGUUGAGGAUUGAUGCUGUCGCUGACGUGGCAACACCAACCUGCCUAAACGGAUCAAAAACGUAGAACCAAAGACACAAAAGACAUAGACACAGACACACACGUUGUCAGAUCUCUCACUUUCUCUCUCUAAAACAUUUGGAAAAAAGAAAAACUUUACAGCUUUAUUUGUCAAUUUUUGGUUUUUGGGUUUUUGUUUUGGUUCUGGUUUUAGUUUUAGUUUUGCUAUCCUUAAAAAAGAAAAAGAAAAGAACAGACGAGCAGAAAUGUCGGAGCCGAAAGACCCGGCAAUCAAGCUAUUUGGAAAGAUGAUUCCCUUUCCAGAGAUCUCUACAAGUACUGCUGCUGCCGCCUCUGCUACUACUUGUUCUGCUGAUGAUGAUUGUCAAGAUCGGGAGCGUCCAUCUUGUGCAAGUUCUUCUCUUGAAGAGGGUGAUACUACAGGUGAUGGAGAAGAGAGAGAAAGUGAUAAGGAUGCAGAGGGAGAAACACUGGCAGAAAGUAAACAGGAAAAUGGAUCCGAGGAGUCAUCAAAUCCAGAUUCGAUUUCAGGGAUAACUGAGAACCCUAAAACAUCUUCUGUAGAAAAAGACGACACAUCAAAAACUUCAAAGACAGAGGAAGAGCAGAGUGAUACAAGUAAUUCACAAGAAAAGACUCCAAAAAAACCUGAUAAGAUCCUUCCAUGCCCUCGCUGUAAUAGCAUGGAUACCAAGUUCUGUUACUACAAUAACUACAAUGUGAAUCAACCCCGACACUUCUGCAAGAAUUGCCAGAGAUAUUGGACAGCUGGGGGGACUAUGAGGAAUGUGCCUGUUGGUGCUGGGCGUCGUAAAAACAAGAAUUCAGCUUCUCAUUACCGUCAUAUAACUGUCUCUGAAGCUCUCCAGAAUGUUCAAAAUGAUAUUCCAAAUGGCAUCCACCAUCCUGCACUUAAAAGUAAUGGGACAUUCCUCACCUUUGGCUCAGAUACUCCACUUCAUGAAUCAGUGGCUUCUGCGUUAAAUCUUGCUGAUAAAACUGUGCAGAAUUGCACAAGAAAUGGGUUUCAUAAACCUGAAGCAUUGAGGAUUCCAGUUUCUUAUGCAGGUGUAGAACAUGGGGAUGCUCAUUCAAAAGGAUCUUUAGCCACAGCAUCCAAUUCAAAAGAUGAAGCAAGCAAAAGUGGGCCACAAGCUACAGUGAUACAAAAUUGUCAGGGCUUUCCACCUCAAAUACCAUGUUAUCCUGGCACUCCUUGGCCUUAUCCUUGGAAUUCAGCUCAGUGGAGCUCACCAGUACCACCAACUGCUUUCUGUCCGCCAGGAUUUCCUAUGCCAUUCUAUCCUACGACGGCUUACUGGGGUUGCACUGUACCAGGUACUUGGAACAUGUCAUGGAUUCCUCAGCCACCUUCUCCCAACGAAACUGCAUCAACAUCUGGCCCUAACUCUCCAACCUUAGGGAAACAUUCAAGGGAUGACAACAUGCUCAAACCAAGCAACUCUGGUGAAACGCCAGAGAAAGAAAAGAGCGCUGAAAGAUGCCUUUGGAUUCCGAAAACAUUGAGAAUUGAUGACCCUGGAGAAGCUGCAAAAAGCUCCAUAUGGACGACGCUUGGGAUUAAGAAUGACAGACCUGAUUCAAUUGGCGGACGAGGACUAUUUAAGGCCUUUGAAUCAAAAGGCAAUGAAAAGAAUCACGCUGCUGAAACUUCCUCAGUAUUACAGGCCAAUCCUGCAGCAUUGUCUCGAUCACUCAAAUUCCGUGAAAGCUCAUAAUUAGGGUAACUCACAAACUUGUAUUUGUCUCUAAUGUUGCAUACAGAUUGGGUUGUUUUGGCUGACUAGUCAUGUAAACUAAAGUCAUAUUUGAUUCACAAGCAUCGAUUGCAAGAAUCAGUUCUAAAUGCAGUCAUGUUGAGAGGGAGAGCCUAGGAGAAGAUUAGAAGUAGCCAGUGAAACUACUUAUGUUUUGAUUGGGUGUUAGUUCAGGCAGGUGUCUUUUUGUUUCAGUUAGAUGGUUUGCUAAAGUUCAUGUACAUAUCUAUAUUUAUAUGAAAUGUUGAGAGAAUGAGAGUUUAGGGGGGAGGGGGAGGUUGAGUUUGUGUACCAUAAUCCCAGUUGUACUAAAAUAAUUUUGGGAAAUGAAAUCCAGCUUCUUUUUGUUGGCAUUUUAUUCUCCUCAUAAAUUGCAAAAGAAAAAAAAAGGCAUCUUCCUUUA